Molecule: messenger RNA, 2794 nt
Organism: Brassica oleracea var. oleracea
Lineage: Eukaryota; Viridiplantae; Streptophyta; Magnoliopsida; Brassicales; Brassicaceae
Product: protein transport protein SEC23-like
Exons: 12
Coding region: 220-2547 (775 amino acids)
Biological process (GO): COPII-coated vesicle cargo loading; COPII-coated vesicle budding; endoplasmic reticulum to Golgi vesicle-mediated transport
Cellular component (GO): endoplasmic reticulum exit site; COPII vesicle coat
Molecular function (GO): GTPase activator activity; zinc ion binding
Source: RefSeq, a predicted model, not a curated record
CAAUAAUUUGGUUUGGUUUCGAAGUGAACAUUGCUGGUCGAUUCGCUAAUUUUGCUAGCUAUACAUCGGUUGGAUGUGAGGGUAUAAAAAGCAAAAAGAAACUUUUGACCCCAAACCCGAACGUAAACAAAAAAAUCAGAUCCAUCCAUCAUCCACCCAAAAGGGUUUGAGACCACCUUCCCAGUGAUUCCUAAACUCCACAAUUCGAUUCCCGAUCUGAUGGCAGAGAUGGCGAACAUGGAUCCCGAAGGCAUGGACGGAGUUCGCAUGACCUGGAACGUCUGGCCUCGCACCAAGGUCGAAGCCAGCAAGUGCGUGAUCCCACUCGCCGCCUCAAUCUCCCCGAUCCGUCGCCACUCCGAGAUCCCUUCUCUCCCUUACGCUCCCCUCAAAUGCCGAACCUGCGUCGCCGUCCUCAACGCCUUUGCCCGCGUCGAUUUCGCCGCCAAGAUCUGGAUCUGCCCUUUCUGCUUCCAGAGGAACCCUUUCCCUCCUCACUACCACAUGAUCUCCGAGACCAAUCUCCCCGGCGAGCUUUACCCUCAGUACACUACCGUUGAGUACGCGCUUCCUUCCACCGCCGGUCAGUUCGAUCCCAGAACCGGCGCUGCUCCGCCUCAGACGCCUCCUCCUGUGUUCGUGUUUGUUCUCGACACGUGUAUGAUCGAGGAGGAGUUGGGGUUCGCUAAAUCCGCGCUUAAGCAGGCGAUCGGGUUGCUUCCGGAGAAUGCUUUGGUGGGGUUUGUGUCUUUUGGUACGCAGGCCCAUGUUCAUGAGCUGGGGUUCUCGGAGAUGUCUAAAGUCUUUGUCUUUAAAGGGGAUAAAGAAGUCUCCAAGGAUCAGGUUUUGGAUCAGUUGGGGCUUUCCUCCAGGAGAGCUCCCUCUUCUGGGUUUCCCAAAGGAGCGCAAAAUGGGUUCCAGAGUGCUGCUGGUGUCAACAGGUUCUUGCUGCCUGCCUCGGAUUGUGAAUACACACUGGACUUGCUUUUGGAUGAGCUGCAAACAGACCAGUGGCCUGUUCAGCCAGGUCAUCGUCCCCAACGAUGCACUGGUGUGGCGUUGAGUGUUGCUGCUGGAUUGCUUGGAGCUUGCUUGCCUGGAACUGGGGCUAGAAUCGUUGCUUUGGUCGGAGGUCCAUGUACAGAGGGCCCUGGAACGAUUAUCUCAAAGGAUUUAUCAGAUCCUGUGCGGUCUCACAAAGAUCUAGAUAAAGAUGCUGCCCCUUACUAUAAGAAAGCUGUCAAGUUUUAUGAUAGUAUUGCAAAGCAACUGGUCGCUCAGGGUCAUGUGUUAGACCUGUUCGCUUCCGCACUUGAUCAGGUUGGGGUUGCUGAAAUGAAAGUUGCAGUUGAAAGUACCGGUGGCCUUGUUGUUCUAUCUGAAAGUUUUGGGCAUUCCGUAUUUAAAGAUUCCUUCAAACGGGUGUUUGAAGAUGGCGAGCAGUCUCUUGGCCUCUGCUCUAAUGGCACGCUUGAGAUCAAUUGCUCAAAAGAUAUCAAAAUUCAAGGGGCUAUCGGGCCUUGCUCGUCAUUAGAAAAGAAAGGUCCCAGUGUUGCCGACACAGUCAUUGGAGAGGGGAAUACCAAUGCUUGGAAGUUAUGUGGCCUCGACAAGAGUACUUGCUUGACAGUUUUCUUUGAUCUAUCCUCAACCGGGUCAAAUGCUCCUGGAACUGUAAAUCCUCAGUUUUAUUUGCAGUUUCUUACAAGUUACCAAAACCCUGAAGGUCAAACAUUGCUCAGGGUUACAACAAUAACCAGACAGUGGGUAGAUACUGCUGUGAGCACUGAGGAACUUGUGCAAGGCUUUGAUCAAGAAACUGCUGCUGUUGUCAUGGCAAGAUUAGCUUCCUUUAAAAUGGAAACCGAGGAGGGAUUUGAUGCUACUCGAUGGCUAGAUCGGACUCUCAUUCGUCUGUGUUCAAAAUUCGGUGACUAUAGAAAGGAUGACCCAACCUCUUUCACGCUGAAUCCAUAUUUUUCAUUGUUCCCUCAAUUCAUGUUUAACCUGCGGAGGUCACAGUUUGUCCAGGUCUUUAACAAUAGUCCAGAUGAAACUGCGUACUUCCGCAUGUUGCUAAACCGGGAGAAUAUUUCGAAUGCAACGGUCAUGAUCCAACCAUCGCUGACAUCAUAUACAUUCAGUUCACCGCCUCAGCCAGCUUUGCUGGAUGUGGCUUCUGUUGCAGCCGACAGAAUUCUUCUGUUAGAUGCAUAUUUUAGUGUUGUUGUCUUCCAUGGAAUGACUAUAGCACAGUGGCGAAACAUGGGUUACCAUGAGCAGCCUGAACAUGAGGCCUUUGCUCAGCUAUUGCAAGCUCCCCAAGAGGAUUCCCAGAUGAUAGUCCGGGAGCGUUUCCCUGUCCCGAGAUUAGUUGUGUGUGAUCAACAUGGAUCUCAGGCAAGGUUUUUAUUGGCAAAGCUGAAUCCAUCAGCGACUUAUAACAAUGCAAACGAGAUGUCAGCUGGGUCUGAUGUAAUCUUCACUGACGACGUGAGCCUGCAAGUCUUUUUUGAGCAUCUCCAAAAACUGGCCGUGCAAUCCUGAGAGCAGCAGUCACUGCCAUGGCAGUCCCGGUUUUCGUUUAAAUUAUACAUGUCUUCCUUACUAUCCGUUUGUACCAAUUUAGAGCACUUUUGUUUGCUUUUUUCUUAUAUCAACUCGUUUCAUUUUCUGUCAUCUUGGUCUCGCCUAAAAUACAUCUUGGAACACAAUAGCUAUUUGAAUUGGGAUUUGUCUGGAGUAAAAAGAAUGACUGUUUAUUUUAAGUUUUUUCUUUUGGGUUUUGAAGUCA